Rubroshorea leprosula is the source of this 2184-nucleotide messenger RNA. NCBI's taxonomy places the organism in Eukaryota, Viridiplantae, Streptophyta, Magnoliopsida, Malvales, Dipterocarpaceae. The record is from the annotation of a GenBank genome assembly.
AAUUUCGAGGUCCAAUUCCAGAAACUUUUACUCAAAUGACUCUUCUGGAAGAGUUAUAUCUCGAUGAUAAUCAGUUUGAGGGGGAGAUUCCAAAAUCCUUUUGGAGUGGUAACUUGUCAUCAUUGCGAUACUUGGUUCUUUCAAACAAUAAACUGAGUGGUAAUAUAACCAAAAGUAUCGGAUUGCUGUCAAAGCUUGAGGUCUUCCAUAUUUCUUUCAAUUCUUUUAAUGGGGUGAUCACUGAGGAACACUUCUCAACACUAUCUAAUUUAUGGUACUUGGGCAUGUCUUCUAGUAAUCUGAGCAUCAACUUCAGCCAUGACUGGAUUCCUCCAUUCCAGCUGGAAUAUAUUAGUCUUGGGUCUUGCAAAUUGGGCCCUGAUUUUCCAAGCUGGUUACAGACCCAAAGGAAUUAUCGGGUUCUUAAUAUUUCUGCAACUGGAAUUUCAAAUAGCAUCCCCAUCUGGUUCGGCAAGCUGCCUUCUAUGGCACGAGUUAUAGAUCUUUCUUCCAACCAAGUCAGUGGAAUUCUUCCAAAUUUGUCAAGGAAUUUUUCAUCUGAUUCUUAUGCCCUUGGGAUAAAUUUAAGUGGGAAUCAUUUGGAGGGUCCUUUACCGUCAUUUCCUGCUAAUACCACGCACAUAAACCUCUCAAAAAAUAGGUUUAAUGGGUCAAUUUCUUCUCUCUGUGCUAUGACUAGUAUGUCUCUUGAGUUCCUCGAUCUUUCAAGCAAUCAACUAUCUGGAGAGCUUCCUGAUUGUAUGAUGCAUUGGUCAAGUCUGCAAAUUUUGACUUUGGCUAACAAUCAUUUCUUUGGAAAAAUUUCAAGCUUUGUGGGAUCUCUCUCUUUGAUUGAAACGCUUGAUUUGCAAAACAACAACCUUUCUGGGAAAAUUCCUAACUCUUUAAGGAAUUGCAAUAAAUUGCAAUUUCUGGGUUUGAGUAAUAAUAAAUUGUCUGGAAAAAUACCAGGUUGGAUUGGAGACAAGUCAAAAUCACUAAAUUUCCUCCUCCUAAAAUCCAAUCAUUUUGUUGGAGAAAUCCCAUUGGAGAUAUGCCGAUUAACAAAUAUUUUGUUGCUAGACCUCUCCUGCAACAAUCUUUCCGGAGACAUACCAUGGUGCAUUGGUAAUCUGAUUGCUUUGGCCAGAAAAGACAUUUCAGCCAAACAUCAUUUCUUUAACUCUUCACUUGUUAGUAAUAGCUAUUAUGAUUUUGAUGGAAGCUAUGCUGACAAAGCAUCUAUCAUAUGGAAAGGAAUAGAAUAUCGUUAUGAAAAUCUCACACUUCAGAGGACCAUUGAUCUUUCAAGCAACAAAUUAACUGGAGAAACUCCUUUGCAAAUUGCAAGUUUUUCUGAACUACAUCAAUUGAACUUAUCUAGAAACCAUUUGACUGGAAGGAUUCCACUAGAUAUUGGGCAAAUGAGACAAUUGGAAUCACUAGAUCUUUCACACAACAGGCUUUCAAGCUGGCUUCCUCCAAGCAUGGCCCAGUUAUAUUCUCUCAGUACAUUGGACCUGUCAUAUAACAACUUUUCUGGGAGAAUUCCAUCUAGCACUCAAUUGCAGAGCCUUCCUACUUCUGCAUUUGUUGGUAAUCCUGCACUCUGUGGACCUCCUCUCCCAAAAACAUGUGCCACUGAUGAAAAGCCUGUGGAUGGUGGUGUCAAAUACAAUCAACAAGAUGAAGAUGAAUUAUGGAAUGGGUUCAAACCCAGUAUGGAAGUUGGAAUGGCUUUUGGCUUUCUGGGAGUUCUGGCUAUCAAAUUAGAUGAUCCCUGGAAAAAUAUUUGUUUCCUGGUGUUCAACUACAUGAAGUUUCACCUCAGCAACUUGAAGGACUACCUCCUUUCGAUUGUGGCAGCACUUUGUUUGGUGAUAACAGUGAGUGCUGCUAGAUUGCGAAGAAAGUUGAAGUUUUAGGAGCCAUCCGGGGGUAGGUAUGUUUUUAGUUUGUUUACGACUUUUAUGUCAUCUUGUUCAAUUGCAUUAUUUAAUUGGAAAAUAACAGAGGAGAGAACCUUUGAUUGUUGUUUUUAGGUACAAGAUGCUUCCUCAGGGACUUCAAGGACUGCUCUUGAGAGAUGAAAUCCCAGGGGCCAGGGCUUCUUUUUCAGGCUACCACGUUCGUCAGAGCAACCUUUUUUAUUUCCUUUGUGUGUGAUAAAUUAUAAUUUGUUUC